Malassezia sympodialis ATCC 42132 is the source of this 1344-nucleotide messenger RNA. RefSeq names its product Erd1p (gene ERD1). Gene Ontology annotation, cellular component: membrane; cytoplasm. Lineage: Eukaryota; Fungi; Basidiomycota; Malasseziomycetes; Malasseziales; Malasseziaceae. The record is from RefSeq and is a predicted model, not a curated record.
AUGCGCCGCCGCGCGUGGUUGCUCGUCGCCGUGCUUGGCGCGGCGGCCUGUGUCGCUGCAGCGCAGGCGCCCCCACCCACGGCGUACGACGCAACGUUCGCGCGUUUCCUCCCGCCCAUCUUUCGUGUCGUGCUCAUGACGGCGCUGUGCAUCCUUGGCUUCGGCGUGGACAUGCAGGUCCUCGCGUACUGGGGCAUGAACCCGUGGGGCGCGUCCAGCCGACCACCGGGCGCGCACCUGCCGCUCACGCAUGAGCACGAGGGCCACUCACUGCCAGAGGCCGCCCACCGCAGCGGCGCCGACACGCUGUACCUGCUGGCCGUGUGCCACGUCGCAUGGGCCACCGUGUGCUGGCUCUUUUACCGCGCCAACACGGAUCCCGCGACUGGCGCGCGCACGCUGUACGCGCAGGCAUGGGAGGCCGCUACGAUCCUAGGCCUUAUUGCGCUGUGGCUCGCGCCCGGGCCGUUCCGCCCGCUCCUUCGCGCGUGGCUACACACGCUCCAGCGCCUCGCGACGCCGUCGCUGCGGCAGACGAUCGCGUUCUCGGACGUGAUUGCCGCUGACGUGCUCACCUCGUUCGCCAAGGUGCUCGGCGAUGUGUGGCUCUCGCUCGUGGUGCUCGUGUACCUGUUCGCCGGCCAGCGCCUCGACGACCGCGAGCUAUGGCGCGCCGAGAUGCACCUGGCCGUGCCGGCUCUGAUCAGUGUGCCGUACGUGGUGCGCUUGCGGCAGUGCCUAUGCGAGUACUCUACGUCGCGCACGCACCCCACACGCUCGACGCGUCCCCUGUACAAUGCGCUGAAGUACAUGAGCGCCCUGCCUGUCAUCUGGCUGCGCUCGGCCGCGGCGCCGCCGUCGCGCGCCGUCGAGCUCCUUUGGUACGUCUCCGUGCUUGUGAAUACCCUCUUUUCCUUCUGGUGGGACGUGACGAACGACUGGGGCCUCGAUUUGCUGCACCUGCCGUCGUUCCGCGCCAUGCUUCAGCAGCCCCGCGCGCGGCUCCCCCCGCUGCACCGCCGCACCCCGUCGGAUGCGAGCGACGACGGCGUGGCGCUCAUGCAGCGCCACGGCGCGCACGCACGCCAGCCGAGCGUGCUGCGCGCGCCUGAAAAGCCGCUGCCGCUGCCCACGAGCGUGUACUGGGUGCUCCUCGCGGUCAACCUCGUGCUGCGCUUCACGUGGUCGGUCAAGCUCAGCUCCCACUGGCAGUACCUGCUCGAGUGGCAGCGCGGCCUGCUCCUCUUCGAGGCGCUCGAGCUCGUGCGCCGCAGCAUCUGGGUGCUCCUGCGCGUCGAGUGGGAGCAUGUGCGUACCACGUCCUCGUUCUACCGCCCUACUUGA